Messenger RNA from Acanthosepion pharaonis, 528 nucleotides. The record is from the annotation of a GenBank genome assembly. Lineage: Eukaryota; Metazoa; Mollusca; Cephalopoda; Sepiida; Sepiidae.
AUGGGCCGAAACUUUGAUGAAGCACGGCGCUCAGCUGAAGAUUGCAGCUGGUCUGAAGCACUUGAUGUGUACUUGUCUUUUAUCUAUCUAUCUAUCUAUCUAUCUAUCUAUCGGGUAAACCACAUCGAUGUAUGUGACAAUAGUAGAAGCGACAUCGAUGUAUGUGACAAUAGUAGAAGCGACAUCGUUGUAUGUGACAAUAGUAGAAAUGACAUCGAUGCAUGUGACAAUAGUAGAAGGGACAUUGAUGUAAGUGACAAUAGUCGAAGCAACAUCGAUGUAUGUGACAAUAGUAGAUGCGAUAUCGAUGUCUGUGGCAAUAGUCGAAGCGACAUCGAUGUAUGUGACAAUAGUAGAUGCGACAUCGAUGCAUGUGACAAUGGUAGAAGCGACAUCGAUGCAUGUGACAAUAGUAGAAGCGAUAUCGAUGCAUGUGACAAUAGUAGAAGCGAUAUCGAAGUAUGUGACAAGUCACGUUUACGAGCCCAGAAAGCGUGUUUUUACUUGUCACCUGCAAAAAAUCUAUAG